CCGUCCUGAAAUCGUUCCUACCGAUGUUCAAUCCUAAAAUGGUUUUGGAACCGUGCAAAGCUUGCGCCUGCUUAUUAUAAAUCUUGUUAUAACGAACCAUUCCAGAUUCCAGAACGGUUUUAAGAAAUGGAGUUGGAACUAUUCGAGCAGGCGUGAAAGUUGGGAACCUAUUCGAGCAGGAUGGAGAUUCUAAUUGCUCGAGGUCGAAGAAUGCGACUGGGAAUAACGUUGAUAUUUCCUAUACGAGACGCUCGACUCGUGUCGACUAGUGAAAUUGUAAUCCGGCUUGAGGUGUGAAUUGUGAUCGGCCUCGAAAGCUCAUAUUACUCCAGAGUGAAUAAAGAACGGUCGGUUCAGAUCAAAAGGAGUAAAAAUGGAGCAAAAAACAUGGUCCAUGCUUUCUAUCCACCGAAAGGUAAACAAAAAACAAAAAUAAAACAUUGAGGUUAUGUUAUAUGUGAAGGUAACCUAAAAAAUUGCAAGCAACAUUUCCUAAUUUUUUUCUCUUUUACCGUCUUUUACAUUGGAUUUUUAGUAUUUUUUUUAUCAAAUAAACCGUUUUUAAAUGUAUAGUUUUCUUUAUUCACCAAUUCACCAUGUAUCUAACAAAAUUAAUCAGGGCAACUCUUGUAAAAAAACGAACAUUUUUUGAAUCUUCUCUAAGACGAUAUAACAAUAUAGCUUUCGAGGAUAUUCCAGAAGUUUCAACAGCUCUAAUCAAAAAAACUUUAUGUCUACAUGGAAAUAUAGAAGAGGGACAUACUUGCUUUAUUACAAAAUGCACCAUUUGCAAAAGCGGCAAAACCGAUGCAAAAUCCAACGCAAAGUUGUAUAUAAAUAAAACAACAGGAAUGUAUAUGUGUAGUUUUUGCAAACACACAGGUCAAUGGGACCAAUUGGCAGCUCGUCUGGCUCUAACCAAAACAAAAAGGCCAAAAAGUAAAGAUUCAUUUGAACCUGAAAUCAGUGAAUUGCAAAUUAUUAAUGAAUCACUUCAGCAGAUAAGAGAAAACUCCACAAAACUAAAACUAUUAGAAAGCGAAGAAUAUUUGAAUAUUUUAAAUAAGUUUAAAUUACCGAUCAUCACAAAUGAUUGUAUAGAAUCGUUAGAUAUACGAACAAACGAAAAACGCACCCUUCUUUAUUUUCCUUUAGAAAAUGUUGAAAAUGAAAUAGUUGGUUACAGGACUUUACACUCAUAUAGCCAAGAAGAAACUAUUUUACCUAACAUCCAAUGUGGAGGAUUAUUAACAGCAAGGCAACCACGCUCCAAAGACACUGUUCUAGUCCCCAACCUUUCAGACUUUUUAAUACUUAUAAACUCAAAAAUACCCACAAAUAUAGUCUGUUUACCAGAAGGUGUAAAUACUUUAUCGCAAUACAUGCUACCUAGUCUUGAGAGGUUUAAAAAAUUGGUUCUAUGGUUUGGAAGUGAUAGUAAAUCUUGGGACUCUGCAAGACAUUUCGCUAAAAAAUUGGGUGAGAAACGGUGCUCAUUAGUAAGACCAAUAGAGCUAUUGCCGCACUUAAAACCAGAGCAAGACUUUAAGAGUAUUAUUGGAAAUGCACAAAAUAUGUGGCAUAAAAGUAUAACUACUUUUGGAAGUUUGAGAGAUGAAGUCUUUUCUGAUAUACAAAAUAUUGAUAAGGUUCAAGGUGUCAAAUGGAAAAGAUUCCCAACUUUAAACAAAAUACUGAUGGGACAUAGACGGGGUGAAUUGACCAUCCUUACUGGACCUACAGGGUGUGGAAAAACCACUUUUGUUAGCGAAUAUUCUUUGGAUUUGGCCGCACAAGGGGUCAACACUCUUUGGGGUAGUUUCGAAAUCAGAAACGCAAGACUAGCAAGAACGAUGCUACAACAAAUGGCGGGCUUACCACUAACAGAAAAUGUCCAUUUAUUUGAUGAGUUUGCUGAUGAAUUCCAAAAACUUCCGAUUUAUUUUAUGACAUUUCACGGACAGCAAACCAUCAAAGUUGUAAUGGAGGCUGUUGAGCAUGCAACCUAUGUUCACGACAUUGCCCAUUUGAUAAUCGAUAAUGUUCAAUUUAUGAUGGGCAUGUCGGAUGAAUCCAAACACAUGGAUAGGUUUUGGAAACAGGACGCAAUUAUUGCGGCUUAUAGGACUUUUGCUACUAAGAGAAAUUGUCAUGUGACUUUGGUAAUUCAUCCCAGGAAGGAGAGGGACGAUGAGGAUUUAACUGUUAGUUCAAUUUUUGGAGGUGCCAAGGCAUCCCAAGAAGCUGAUAAUGUUCUCAUUAUUCAAGAUAAAAGACUGACCUCUGUUAGAGGAAAAAAGUACUUACAAGUGGCCAAAAAUAGAUAUAGUGGUGAUUUAGGAGUUUUGCCCUUGGACUUCCAAAAGAAUGCUUUGAGUUACGCUCAGAAAAGGCCAAAAGAAAAACCUCCUCCAAUAAUAGAUGUUCCCGAAAGGGUCUCAGAAGCUGAAAGUAGUAUUAAGAUUGAAGAUGAUAGUUGAUAAGCUUAAAAUGAGUGUAUUUCUAUUGCAUUAUUGUUGAUUAAUGCAUAUCUUUAUUAUGCAGUUUGUGAUCUGUGCCAUUUGUUACCUAUAUAUUUUUAUACAAACUUUAUACAAUGAUAAUUGAUUGUAAUUAUUUGAAUAACUUCAUUGUUACAAAAAAAAAUGGUAUUUUUUGUUUAAGGUUGUCUUUUAUUUUCAAGGUGUAACAAUAAUUCCUUAACAAUUUCACUACACUUUUUCAUGUCUGCCCUAUUGUCAGUUUUUUUGGCAACGUAGCCCAUAAAAGCAUUAAAAACUUUUGUUUUACCUUUCAAAUAGUCCUUUACAGCUUUUUCAUUUUCAUCUAAAAUUUGCUGGCAAAUUUUUCUCAAUUCUUUUUCAUCUGUGAUUUGCUUCCAGUUCUUA
Messenger RNA from Ceutorhynchus assimilis (cabbage seed weevil), 2888 nucleotides. The record is from the annotation of a GenBank genome assembly. NCBI's taxonomy places the organism in Eukaryota, Metazoa, Arthropoda, Insecta, Coleoptera, Curculionidae.